AUGGAUUCGCGAGCGUCAUCGCUGUCACCGGUGAUCGACCCGGACGACUCGAGAUCGCCUCCAGGAUCACCUGCACCGCCGCCGCCGCCACCGCCGCCGCCACUGCCGCAGCCGCUGCUGCAGCCUAGGCCCGUAAACCAAUCUGUAAGACUCGUUGAACACGUUCAUAACAAAAUCAACAAUAACAAUAAUAACAACAGCAACAACAACAAUAAUCACCGACAAGUGUCGUCCAGCACGACGAAAUCACCGCCGGCUCGCACGCCGCCGUUGCCGUCAAACCAUCAUCGAGCGCUAAUCACCGCCGGCAUCAACGCUGCACCAGGUACAUAAAUACAUUACAAUAUAUUUGAAAUCGGUUACAUUCGACGCGGUCAGUUCCAAAAUAUCCGAGAAUUGCAGGUUUAUGAUUUGUUUUAAAUGAACCAAUCCCACGGGACGGAAUAUACCGGGAUUCUGAAGAAAUAUCCGGAAAAAAAUUUACGUUAUAUUAUAUUAUUUGCGUAUUUAAAUAAUAAUACGCAUCAAAAUGUGUUUUAACGAAAUUAUUUACAAUAUAUUUCGCACUUGUUUUUUUUUUACCAAAUAAACAGUUAGUAUAUAAUAUUGGUUAGCGUUUAUUUCAGAUUUCACAUGUUCUGUGGGUGGGAGAAAAAAGAAUUUUCUCGGAGUCUUAAAAAAUAAAUAACGCCGUUUUUAUUAACUUUAUUAAUUCAUUAUAAUCAUCGACAUAGUUACGCCACCGACAUUUCUGGGGGAAAAAAACGUUGUGUCGCUUUACAAAUAGUCAGAAAUUCGACCAUUCAACAUGUUAAACAUUUUAAGGUAAAUCGAAUUUAUAUAUUAUAAUAUAGAUACUAGAUCCCCGGAGUGUAAUCAUUUUUCUCUAAGAAGGGUAUCUGCUAAGACUACUUGGAACAACCACCGAGUGUAACAAUUGGGCUCGGAGGUGGAAACAAGCUAUUUUAGUAUACCUAUAGUGACGAUUAUUAUCAAUAAUCAUUUCCGAAUAAUAUAAUUUUCCAUUUCGUAUGCGGUACAUUAAACACGACAUAUUAAGACUGCAGUCUAGUUUUAGUCAAUUUUUAGUAAUAUCUAAUAUGUAUGGGGUUUUCAACGAAUACUUUGGUCUGCAAAGAUUAAAGACUCUCAAAGUUCAUAGAAAUAAAUAUGAUUUCGAACAAUUCGACUUUUUUGUCAAGAUUGUCGAAAAAUCGAGCAGAAAUUAAUUGAAUUUGCUUUGAACUGUUUGAUUAUCGUCAGCAUAACUAUUGAGUAAUUGAUUUACUAUUUACUAAUUUUACAAUAAUUUAGUAAACAUUUGCUAUUUUGCUAUUUUCCUUAGGUUCGGUGGUAUUGCUGUUUUAUUGCGGUAUACAUGUGAGACUUUUAAAUUGUACGUUAUAUUAUACGAUUUUCUCGGCACAUUCGACCCAAACGGGUUGUGAGUUCUUUUCAUCUAAAAUUAAAAAUGAAUGCGUUAGGUCUUUACUCGUGGAAGAGUGUGUUUAAUUAAUUCUGUUGCAGCCCCUGGCAAUGGUAACUUUUUGUCGGGGGAGUCCAACGGUUUUUAUGGUUUUUAAGUUUCAUUGUUGUUCAAUAUUGAUCUACGAUAACAUAAUAUUAUUUAUUAUUAUUAAUUACCGAUUAUAAUAUCGGCCGUUUAGUGAUAUUUUAUUAAAAUGUCCGUAAAACACAGAAAAAACGUACGUCAAUGUCCAAUAUUGUUGUAGUAGUUUAUGUUUAAAUAUAUUAUUUUCGUUACCCUUAAAAGUCAAAGUUUUAAUAUAAAAAUAAAAUAAUAAAGCAAAUAAAUGAAUAACCAAAUGUUCCUUUUUAUAUUUCGUGAAAAUCAUAUCGACUGCAGUUGUAUUUUAUCUAUUAAACAAAUCUAUUAUUUUUAUAUUUUUAUAUUUUUUAAUAUAUUAUUUUUUUGGGGGGGGGGAUAUUUUCAUAUAUUCUGUUUAUGUUGUGCAUUGAUUUUUUAAAAAGUUAUUAGUAAAAUUUAAGUUAAAAAUAGUAUUGACUAUAGUCUAGUUUUCAUUGUAUAAUAACACAACUUAAUAAUCUUUUUCAAGAAAAAAUACAUUAUUAAGAAACAGUCAAAACUGCAAAAUCCUCUUCCGAAAGGGACCUGCAGAUUAUGACUGAAACUCUCAUCGAUGAAAGUAAACCAAGUAAGGUUUAGUGAUAAAUGAAGACAAUACUAAGUUCUUGAUAAAUGCAUCAUCUAAAUUCAUCAUUGUUCCCUGAUAAUUGGAAAUCGAGUUAUAUUCAGCCAAUCUCAGAAACCGGUGAUAAAUAAAAUAUUAUAAAUUGCAGACCGACUUCUCUUCUAUUUCUAUCAAACGACGCUGCGGUGAGGAUCUGAAUGGUCUAUAUUAAACCAAAUCAAAAAAAGUAUAGAUGGAUAUAGAUAUAUAUAAGUAAUCGGGGUAAUCAGAAUAAAUAAAUGACGUCUAUAUAUAUAGUGCAACUUUUUUCUCUUACGCUUUCCAUGCACAUAAAGAGGGAGAUAUUUUUUAAAUUAUACUUUUAUUCACUUUUUUAUGAACGUUAUUUAAAGAUGAAUAUGAAAAAAAUGUAUUUGCCUUUAGCGAAAGGUGGCAGGGUGACUUUGUAUAGUGCCUCGUAAAACUUUAUUAGCCCGUAGCUCCGAUAUUUAUCUUAACCCUAAAAUUUUAACAUUCCGCACAUUGCACUGCAAGCAUUACACGCACUGCUCAUUUUCAGUCUGUUUAAUGUGUUUUUUAGACUCUGAGCGUAGAGAGUUUUACUGUAAGGAAUAAUAAUUUUUUUUGUAAAAACUAUGGCUUUUUUUAGUUUUGAUAUUACGUGCAUUACGUAGAUACAAUUGUUUAACCAAACAGAGAUGCUUGCAAAUUUGACACAAGAUUUAUCAUAAGUCGUAUUUAGUGAUUAAAAAACAAAAUAUUUGAAAGUAAUAAUAUAGUAAGUUUUUUUUAUAAGCGAUUUAAGAUAAAAUUUUGAAAAAUCUUUAAAAUUACCGCAUUUUAAAACAUGUAUACCUAACCAAACUUUGCUCAGAGUCUCUUUUCGUUGAAAAUAGUAUCGUUACUUAGACACAUAAAUUAAAUAACUUUAUUUAUCCUACCUUCCCAAAUUCCCAGCUACAACAGGAGCACACUCGUUUUCAGAAUCAGUUUUUUUUUUUUAUUUAUAAAAAGUAAAUGAUUCGUAUACGACUAUAUGUCUUUAUGAAAAUUUCUUGGCAUUUUAUAAAAAUGUUUUAACAUAGUAUUUUAAUAUACUUGUAUAAUAAAUUUUAAUUUUGGGAAUUGCACUUUAUUAACUUAAUUUAAAUUUAUUGUGUACCUACCUAUGAUUUUGCAGACGUUGAAAAUUAUUUUUUAUAUUUGAAUAACUGAUACUGCUUGAUAUCCAUUUUAGGAGAGAGAUACGGUUGGUUUUAUAGACGAAUAUGACGUUAUAGACAGAAAAGCCAAACAAAAUUAUAAUAAAGCAUUUGAUGGAUUUAAAAUAUUUUAAUUUUGAAAACAUGAUACGGUUCUUUAGGUUCUUUACUAGGAUAAGUUGAAAUUAUUUUUUUAAAUUUUAAUUAUCUUUAUUUAAAAGGCACAACACUAAGUAGUACAUUUUUGAAAAAAUUUCAAUUAUAUAGUCAAAUUUGUUUACAAUUUUUAUUAUAAUAAUUAAACAUCUAUUCUUCCUAUAUAUUAAAGAUCCAAAAGAAUCAUUAUCCGUUAUCAAAAUUGAUAUCCAUCAAAUACGAGACAUAUCUACGAGAAGUAGAGAUAAUUUUGUAUAAACAAAUUAUUUAAUAUCGAAUGCAAAUAUAAUUAUUUAUUUUCUGCGAAACAUAUUUGUAGAAGAGCAAAUGUUAUUAUUAUUAUUAUUAUUUUUUUUAUGUACUACGUAAAGUGCAAUCCUAAUGGUGUCGGGAUCAUUUUAAUAAAUAAUGGUAAAUAUAAUACGAUCAAAACACAAAUUAAUUAACUAUUUUAAAUAUUUCUUAUCUUAAUAUUAUAUUAAUAAAUUAUAUCAAUAAUUAAAAUUUGUAGAAUUUAUAUUUAAAAAUAAUUCUCUACAUUGUAUUAUUGUCCUUAGAACGAAAUCUUUGAUAUGCAAUUUUAGCUUGAUAGCCGGAAUAGGUAUACAAUUUAAAUUACUAAAUUUGCCCAUACACAUACGGAUUGUCGAAUUUUAUAAAAACAUUGAAAAGAGGAUAGAUUAUAAAAAUGUAUUUAUAUUUAAAUAUUUUAACUAUACAGGGUGAUUAAAAUAAUGUAAGUCACUCAUUAUCUUGGAAUUUGGUUUUUUAUAUUAUUUGAGAAAUAAAUAGCUCUAAAAUAUUAUAUUUCGUUUAUUUUUUUUCGUUAAGGGGUUUAAGAAACUCUGCCUACUCUUGAUUUUCAAAUGGCAAAUUUUUCUAAAAAUUCCAUAAACAGAUGGAGUAUUAGUGCUAAUAGAUGUUAAUAUUUUUGAUUUCUGUCAAUCCAUUAACAAAAUAUUCCACUUUUAAGUUUAAGUAGAGCGAGUGUAGUAGGACACUAUUAAAACGCCACACGCUAUGUUGCUACACAAAUGAUGCACCAUUAUUUUCCCUCCAUGAAACUUAAAAAAGGAAUAUUUUAGUAACUAUCUACAUACAAUUGGUUUAACUUUUUAAUUUUCUCAGUAGAGUUCUUACCUAUUGGGAAUUACUAGAAAUUUGUUGUUAGCUUCCGAGUCACAUUUGUAACAAGAGAAAAAACAAAAUUAAUUCUACUCCAUUCAAAAUAGUUUUUUUCGUUUGCAAUGAUUUGCGCACAGUAUAUAAAAUAAAUUAUCUUGUAUUCUAUACCUUUCUACUACCCACCUACGACAGUGGCCUACCCUUGAACACUUGAGCAAUAUCACCCUUUACCACAGACUAAUCUAUAGUAGCGGCAACUAUAGAAUUUUCUCUGAAAUUUUCUUUUUUUGUAUAGAAACUGUGUUGAUAUUAUUCACAAUUAUUUUGUAAUUAUUUUUACAUAUGGAUGUAAUAUGUAGAAUGUAGGUAUUAUUAUAAUUACUAUAUUUUGAAUUUAUAUUGUUUGAAACACUUAAUUAUCUUAAAAUUUAAAUUAAUUGAUUGUUAUUUUGUUUGGGUCAAAAACAAAUGUGAAAAUGUAACAACGAUUUUAACUUUUAAGAGUUUAAAAAAGUUUAUACUCGUGGGCUUUUCAUAAAUGCGACCAACUUUUAACUUGUUUUUCGUUAAAACGAUAUAUUUUACCUGAAGGAAAAAAAAAAAUCAAAAUUUAAAACCGACCGUGAAACGAACUGAGUUCGGAAAAUAAUUUUAUAAAAAUUUGUCCAUUAUAAUAAUACACCCGCGAAUAUUGUGUUUUUGGCAAUAAUAAUAAUAAUAAAAAAAAUAUAAUAAUGGGAAAUGUUUUUGUUUUUGUUUUUUUGUUUUUUUUUUUUUUUUUUUUUAUAAGGGGGAAUCGCGUUUGGUCGUACCUAUAUAUAAAUAUAAAAGUUGUUUCGGUCGGUGUGUGAGGGUGAUUGAGUGCGCGGCGUCCACCAAAUUUCAUUAGAACCGUAUAUAAUAUACAGUUUGCCAGUAAGCAAAAAUACCAAAUUGGAUUUUUUUCCCCUUGCCCCGCGUCUCGUCUUCACCGUUUUUAUUCGUUUUAUUAAUCCGAGGUCGGUUAUAACGGGUAGAAUUUAUUGUUGUUUUUUUCGCUCAUCACACACGCCCAGUAAAACAAACGUGCGUAUAUUAUAAUAAUAUUAUUGUACCAUAAUAACAUUACACGGUGACUCGAAAUCAUUAUUACCGUCCCGGUUCGGUUAAUUGUAUUGUAAUACAGCAUUUUUAUAGUAUAGAGUAGUACUUCUAAUAUCCAUAUACCUGUAUAAUAAUAUUGUUUCAAAUUAAAUUACACUUGACUUCAGCUUGCAUCGUUCGUCAUCAUCAUCAUCAUCAUCAUCAUCAUCAUUCAUCGGUAUUGUAAUAAUAUACUCGACUGCGAUCCGAUUAAAUCCGAAAAUCAUAAUAUUGUUGCCAAUUUGAGAUAAUAUAUGUACAUGUAUCGUAUAUCGUAUCGUAAAAUCGACAAUUCCGCCAAAACAAUAAAUAAUUUAUUGUGAACCUACCUAUGUCGAAAAUAUCCGCAUAACACAUAGAAAAAGGAAUUAAUUAAAAAUAUGAUUUUUUUUUUUUAAAUUUUAAAUAACUCUUCUUUCCAUGAACUAUAUCCAUUAUAAUAUUAUCGUUACUUAAUACUUACAUAUUAUUUUUGUAUUUUUCAUUUUAAUCGGAAUAAUAAUAUAAUGGUUAUUAUACAGACGAUUUGUAUUUUACACUGCAGUUUAUUUCUAUAUUAUUAUAUGUAAUAAAUGUUAGAGUAUUUCGAAAUCGUGAACGUUUCAGAUAGGUGUGAACGAUCGGAGGUGUAAAAAAGAUAUAUGUAUAUUCCGUAAAGUGUAGGGGGUUUUUCUUUCUCUUAAUUAAAGUAAUGGGAUUAGACUAAUCCAAGACAUAACUGAGGUGCAGGCCGCACGGGGCGGUACGGGGGAAAAUAAAACGUCUUAUAAAGCCCCGACUGCGGGGCGGGACUUGGUAACUACACCCCAGAGUACUUCGGGGCUACGGACUUAAAUUAAUUGCCCCGUAACUCCUACAAAGCGUCUCAUCGUCGUAAUUUUAUUUUAUAAUAAAAAUCGUAUAUAGUCUUGUACAAAGGGUUUACGUUAUAAUACCUUUCUUAGACUUUAUUUUAUUUUAUUUUUUUCAUUUUUCUCCCUCUGCGUUAUUUAAUUUAUUUCGUCCGGACGAUUAACAAUAUAUUAUUCGCUUUGCGAUAAUGUUUGGGCUUAUAUUAUAAUCAACAAUAAACUAUACAUAUGUAUUAGGUAUAUAUUAUAUUAUGUAGGUAUAAUAGGUAUACACGCCGUAUAUCUUUUUAUUAGGUAGGUAGGUAUUAAAACGAUGUACAAAUUAGAUUAAAAUAUGAUCUUGAAGCAUAUAAAAUUAAACUUAUUCAAAUAUGUAUAAUACCUAUACACAAUUAUUGUACAACAUAUAUGUAAAAUGUUUUACAUUUUGACUGUGAUAUACCUGAUGAUGAAAUUUUAAUUCGAAAUCCGUCGUAUAAUACACUUAUCAUAAUACUCCAGGCGACACAUUCAUUCAUUUAUUAGAUUCCGAGCGUAGCGAAGGAGCUAUUGGUUUUACAAUGCGGUUUUUUUUUUUAUUUUUUUUUUAAAUUGGUUUUAUUAAGAUGUUCAUUUUUUUUUUCUUCUAGUCGGUGGGUACGUUUUUCCUAAUAAACUUACCUCCGGUUUUUUACAUGUAGCAACUUUUUUGAAAGCCUAAGUUAUCUAGAUUGUAUUUUAAAGAUAUUGUUUUUUGAUUUUCCAUGCUAAUUUUUAAAUAAAAGCACUUAAGUGGGAAAAAAGGUAGGAAAACGUACAAUUUCACGAUUUCAUUAUUUUAUAAAAACACGGACGAUGUUUUCUACUAGAAAAAAUUAUUUAAUCGACAAAUCACAGGAUACCUUUUUUUGUUGACUUUUUGAUUUAAUUUCUUACGGUAUCAUCGCCAAAACUUUUGAGCUUUUAAGGAAUUUUAGUUUUUGGUAGCUUUUUGGCUUUAAUUUGAUUAUAAACACACGUAGACACUUUGAAAUUUGGUAUUAACACUUAUAUUGGACUUACCUAGAUGUGGUAAAAUUUUCAAAAUCAUCGGACGACUUUUUUUUUUUUAAUAAGUGUUUUGAAAUCAAAUUUAAACGAAAAUCACAAAAAAAAAAAAAAAAAUACGGCACUUCAAAUUAUGUAUUACCGAACUGCGCUUAGAAUCGUCUUUUGUCAAGCAAUGGUUUAUCGUUGCUUAUAGAUAUAAAUGAAAUAACCUUAUGUAUCCUACCUUCUCAACUUCUCUCUUACAAUAGUGGCCUCUCCCAUCUCCAGUAUCAGCUUUUUUUUAAUCUUCUUAUUUCUAUUUUUAAACAUUUUUAUUUAUAUAUUUAUUUACUAUAUUUAUAAUCUCUAUACAUUGGCUCAAUUAUUGUAUAUAUGUAGUUAAAAAGAUGGGCAUACUUCGCCGAUGGGUGUGCUAUUGUUGUAGGUGAGAACUUAAAAUGGUAGAAUAUAGAGAGAUAUUUAAUGUAUAUUUGUACGCAACGAUUAAUCAUUGAUAAUGAAAAACGAUCCUCAGCUGAGUUCUAUAAUACAUGUUUUACAAGGCCGUAAUACUUACGAUUUUUGAUGAACUUUGAUAUUAAAAUUCUUAUAAAAAAAAAAUACUAUAUUAAACUCAACUUUUUCUUAAUAAACACUAAGUACAACUUAUAAUGUACCUCGUAUCAAAUUUUCAAACAUUUCUGUGAAAUCUAAAAAUGUAUCUAUCGAAAAUUGCUCAAAUGUUCUGAAAAUUUUACCAUUUCUAGAAAAUAUAAGUUUUCAUCAAAAUUUCAAGUCUCUAAUAACAUUUUUAACUUAAUAACAAAAAAAAAAAUAAAAUAAAAAAUAAUAAAACCAUUAUUUUCGUACAUUUUCCCGUUUUUCCUAAGUUUUUCCAAAUUAUUGUGAAAAUCGCUUGGAAAAUCAAAAAAUGAUCUUCUUAAGUACCAACUAGAUAAAAUUUCCUUUCAGACUAGGUGCUAUACUUGAUACAUUGGAGUAAGAUUUCUGGCAGUAUUUUUGUACACUAUAUAAGAAAGAUGGAUAUACUUCGCACGUUUAUGGGCCACUGUUGUAGAUAAGAAGUUAGGAAGGUUUAUAAUGCAACGAUUAUAACUAUUGCUAAUAAAAAACGAUUCUGAGUGGAGUUUGGUUAAUAAUGCUGCUUUAUCAACAAUGUAUAUGUUAUAUUAUGGUAAAAUAAUUACAUAUGCAUUAUAUUUUCUUUAAUAAUAUUUGUUUAAUAUUGUACCUAUUUUUAUAUUUUCUCAUGUUUUUUUACGGUUUUUCCAUUUUUAAGUACCUUUCCAGUCAGAUUUCCUUUCAAAAAAAGUGUUAUCAUUUUAAAUCGAAGCAAAAUUGCUGGUAGAAAAGUUGUACACAGAAAAAAAAAAUUAAAAAUAAACUUUAUUUUAAAACCAGUGGCGUAUUUGACUUAGUAUUAUGAGGCGGGGGGACACUAAAAUUACUAUACACAAGAUUAUACCUAUUCUACCCUACUUAUCUUACUUUAUAAUUUUGAUUAUCUUUAUUAUCUCAGGAGAUAUUACAAUGAGUAUCUUCGUUGGACACUAUGUAUAAGUUUAUAAUUUUUUUUUUGUUGUAUAAUAUUUAUAGUUUAUAAUUAUAAAUGUUUUCGUUUAAUUGGCAAAAAACUACAAUUUCAUUUGUAUUUAUAAUUUACAAAUAUUGUCAAAUGCGUAUUACAUAAGUAAGUGAGUUUUUAAUAAUAUUCAAAUUUAAUACAAUGAUGAUUAAAUAUUAAUAUUAUAACUAUCGUUGUAUAAAAGUGGAAAAUAAUAAUAUAAUACUGCAGUUAACGCGGUAAUAAUAUUAUUCUGUAAUAAAUUAAUUCAACCAAUUCAGGUAACUAAUACCGCACUUAAAUAUUAUAUACUUAAUACACUCUAAAUGUAAUCGUUUUAUUAUAUUAGGUAGGACCCCAAUUAAUUUGUUAGAUCCAUUUAAGUAGCUUCAAAUCACAGUGUAAAAAUAGGGAGGUAGAAAAUUUUGAGAGAGAGCGGGAGAAAGAGAUAGAGGAACGGAAAUGAAUAAUGAAAUAAAGAAAACGAUUACGUUAAGCUUUUAAUAGCUAUGUUGCGAGCGUGUUUAAUUUGCCAAAUGGUAUCAAAUGCACAUAUUCGAAUUAAUUUUGUUUUUUUUCUGUAUUUCAAAUCCCUCUAGUAACUGGUUGGUACUUAAACCUUAAUUUGCAAGAGGAAAAAAGGAGGCGCAAUAAAAGCCGUAAUCAAUUAGUAUUAUAUUGACAAAAUAACAUAAUAUUAUAUUUUUAUUAGACUAUAAUAAAGUAUGUACCUACCUAUUAGUGUAAACACUAUAUGUGAUUAAAAUAAUUAUCAUAUUUUACUUGUCACUUGUGGGUAUAUUUUCUUAAUGUCAAAAAAAUAAUUAAAUUGCGUAUGAUACAAAUAAAACGAUUGACGAUUGACAAAAUUUUAUUAUAAUUAUACUAUUAUAUUUGUUAUACUAAUAAAAAACUAACAGAUUGUAAAAGUGAAAAUAUUAUUUUCUUCCUACAUGUAGCUACGCCUCAGCGUAGGAGGAAAAAAAUAGUAAAUUUCUUCUUGAAAAAAAAAUUCUCUCCUGUCAAUUUGAUAAAUAGAAUGUCAUCAAAUAUAAAAAUACUUAUUGUUUUUAUGUUACAAAUUAUUCAUUUAUUUCAAUAGCGUACUUCGGAUUUUUCAAUGUAGUUAAACAUAGUAAAUGCAACUUAUACGUAUAAUAAUAUGAACAAACAAAAUAACAUAGGUACCUAAUAUUUAUAUUAGUUAUAAAAAUAAUUUUCCUUGAAGUUAUUUUGAAAAUUCACAAUUUUGUGUUGUACAGUUUUUAUCUGUUCUUCAUUAAAUAAGUAGAGCAAAUGUGCAAUAAUUAUUAUUUUAUUAGUAAUGUAAUUUCGAUGAAUAUGUUUGUAAUUUAUAAAGAAACGAAAGUUAUGUACUGGUAUAUAGGGUGAUUUUUUUAUCAUGAACCAGCAAUUAUCUCAGAGGAUUUUAAGUGAAUUUGAUUUAUGUUUUUUCUAAUCAUUAUGGAAUCGUUUAAACUUUAUUUUAAAACUAUUUUUUAUUUUUUUACCCCUAAUACAUAUAUCUUAAAUAACUACAUACUUUUGAUUUUUCAAUAUGAACCCCUCUUUUGAACACUGAUUUGAAUAGAGAAUAUUUUUCUAUUUUGAUAUGCAUCACACUAAUAUCAGAUUUACCAUUUAUGAGUUUAGAGAAGGGUCAUAGAUGGGCAAUUUAUUACUCUUCUCUACUCCUCCGAUCUAAACUUUAAACUGUUAUAACUCAUAAACAGUAAAUUUGAUAUUAGUGUGAUGCAUAUAAACAUUUUUAGAAAAAUAUUCUCUAUUUAAAUCAGUGUUCAAAAGAGGGGUUCCUAUUGGAAAAUCAAAAGUAUGCAGUUAUUUAAGAUACAUCUACAUAUAGGGGUAAAAAAUUAAAAAUGGUUUUAAAAUAAAGCUUAAACGAUUCCAGAAUUUAAAAAAAAAAACAAAAAUCAAAUUCACUUAAAAUCCUCUGAGAUAAUUGCUGGUUCAUGAUAAAAAAAUCACCCUAUAUACCAGUACAUAACUUUCGUUUCAUUAUAAAUUACAAACAUAUUCAUCGAAAGAGAUACUUGCCUGGUUCAUGAUAAAAAAAAUCACUCUGUAUAUUAUAAUUAUUAUUGGAAAUACUCAUUUUAAAUCACAGUCAAUAUUAUGAAUAAAAUUAAUAAAAAUCCAGGUAGAAACUAUACAGAAGAUAUAACUACAUAAUGUAUAAUUAUCAUUAUAAUGUUGCAUUUCCAGAUAACUUUCUCACCUAAGCGCAAGUCAGUAUUAUAGUAUUAUAAUUUAAACUGAAAGGAAUAAUAAAUAUUCGAAUUCGAGUUUGAAUAAAUAUACAGUCCAGUGCAGAAAUCGCUCUACACAAAAAUGGUCUUUUUUUUUCAAAACGUUGUGUUGUAAAUUUGAAAACUAUACCUAUUUAUUCAUAAUAUUAUAGUUCUCUUUGUUGUCUUUUUCAAUUUUUACAAGCCUAAAAAAAACUAUAGGUAUACACUGAACAAAUUUAAAACGGGAAUUUAUAAAGAAAAUAUUAUAAAACAAUGAUUACAAUAUAUCUAACCAUUUUAUAGAUUUCAAAGAGACUAAAGAAGAGAGCGUAGAAGAAUACCGUCAAACUCUGGACGGAUCGAAAAAUAGUAACAGUAAACAGUCAAACGGUCCGUCUAAUAAGCAACGGCGAAGUAGAACGAACUUCACAUUAGAACAGCUCAACGAACUCGAAAGACUUUUCGACGAAACCCACUAUCCCGAUGCAUUUAUGAGAGAAGAGCUUAGUCAGCGUCUUGGCCUUAGUGAAGCUAGAGUACAAGUGAGUUUUGUUAAAUUAUUUGUACAUGAAAUAAUAUACAUAACAUGAUUCCUAAACUUGAAAUUUUUACAAAUCUGUUUUGAAAAUAAUAGCAUAUUAAUUUAUUAAUUAUGCUUAUUGUGUUCUAAAUUAAUUAAAUGUAAAAAUAGUGUACUUGAAUAUUUUUAGUGGUUUUAGAUCUUUAUAAAGUGUUAGUGUUAUUUUUAACACUUAAGUUUAAAAUGUUCACAUGAUGCACAUCGCCUAAUCUAUUAAAGUGAUAAAUUAUAAAUAUGUAACAAAAAUAACAUUUUGUAGGUAUGGUUUCAAAACAGACGAGCCAAAUGCCGAAAGCACGAAAGUCAAAUGCAUAAAGGUACGUAUAAAACGUAUAAUAGUUAUAGUUAUAGUUCUCAAUCGUUUAGAUAUUAUUAAAUUUAUUUAUACUUCUAAUAAUUUAAUAAUUAUAUUGAUAUAAUGGGUUUUUAUAGUAAUCUACAGGUGCAAUGUAAUAACUAUAUUUCAAAUAGGACAAAUGUAUUGUAUUUCAGGAGUUUGGUUACAUAAUUGUUGUAUUAGGUUAUAAUAAGUUAUCAAGUAUUGACAUUUAUUGAUAGUACGCAUAAUAUUAGAGUUUUAUGUUUAAUAAAUACAUAAUACAUAUUUCUUAAAAAAGAAUGGAACAAUUAAAUUAAUUAUCUCCCCCUCGAACAAAAAAUGUACACUCCUUAAGCAGUAUUCUCUUGGCUAUUGUAAAUUCAUCUGGCUGUGUAAACAUUAAGCGGAUUAAAGUUGAGAAUAUGCUAUAAAUUAUUGCGACCAUAAAGAAAAUUAAUUUUCCUCUGUAUACGAAUUAUUAUUUAUUGUGCGUAAACAUGUUUUUUUAAAAUAAUAUAUAUAUAUUUAUAAUAUUAUAUGUACUUUUAAUUAGAAGUAUUAAUUUUUAAUUACAUUAAGAAAUUAUUCGACUCAAAAGUUUUAAUAGUUAAACCGAGAAAUAUGUAGAGAAAAUGAGAAAAUUUACGAAAUUUAUUAUUUUAUAUUUUGUUUUUUAAUAUAAUAAAAGAAAAAUAUUUGUAGAAACUUGAAAUUUUAACAGAAAACUUAUAUUUGCUUUUUCUAAAGUGGUAAAAUUUUUAAAACAUUUGAACCAUUUUUGAGCUAUUUAUAAACAUUUAAAUUUUGCGAGAUUUUUUCGUAAUUUAAAAGGAGAUGAACAUUAUGUUGUACCUUAUGAUAAAGAAAAAUUGAGUUUAUUAUAGUAAUUUUUUUUUCUAAGAAUUUUAAUAUCAAAUUUUGAUAAAAAUUGUAAAUAUUGCGGCCUUUAUAUAUAUGUAUAAUAUAACUCUGCUCAGAAUCGUUUUUCGUUAGCAAUAGUUUAUAAAUAUAAAUUCUUUUCUAUAGAAAAGGUAAAAUAUAAAGGUAAAGAUACCUUCCCAACUUCUCACCUACAACAGUGGCCCACCCGUCGUGCAAAAUAUGUCUGUCUUUUUCUAUUUUCCAUUUUUAUUUUCACGGUACAUUUCCGUCACAUUUUGAAUCUCAUACUUUUUAUGUCAAUCUACGAGCUCAUUUGUUAGUCUUACAUUUUAUUUUGCAAUGACUUCAGGUAAGAUGUCCUUCUGUCCCCCGGAACACUAUUUUUAGUAGCUGCCUCCAGUGAUAUUAGUUUUUUUGCUUGACCUAUCGAUUCUAAAACAGUAGUUAGAUCCAAUAAUUUUAUUUUGCAAGGAUUAACUUCCGAUCUCGUGUAUAUGUGUUUUAGAAAUUUACUUUUAGUGUUUGCAAUAUUUAAAAUUAAUCUAUGUUAUGUGUUUAACCUUUUAGCAGAAGGAGGGGGUGAUGUUUUCCAGACAUAUUUUAUUAUAUAAUGAAAGAUAAAUUUAUAAUUUUCAAUACACAUAUUUUUCUACUAUUACAUUUCUGAUAUCAAAUAUUAUUGACAUUAAUUUAAUAACCUCACAUUUUUUUUCCCCAAUUCUAAACCUCUAGUACCUCUUAAACCUCUUAUAUAAAAAUACAUUUAAUGUUUUCUUCAGAUUUCAAAGAGGCAAAGUAUUAUGUAUUAUAAAAUCAAAAGGGUUUUAUAGGAUUUUUUCUCGGGAAAAACUUUUUUGGUUAGUAGAAAUGUUUCAAGUUUUGUUAUGUCAUAUCUUUAAUGAUUUGAAUUUUUUGCUGGACAGUACUUCAUUUGAAUAUUUCGAAGUUUCUAAUACUUUUUUAAUCCCUUAGGUUGUUUUUAUUUUUUUUCCUCGGAAAACACUUAUUCGAUUAGUAUAAGAAGGCUCUAAAUUAUUGACAUCGUAGGUUUAACUUGAAAGAUGUGAAUUUUUCACCCAGUAAAACUUUAUUUGAAAAAUAAAACACGUCUAGAUUCUCAACGAUAGUUUUCUACAAAAUUUAAAUAACUAACAACAAAUACAUCGAUUAAAUACAUAGAUUUUAUCAUUGAUUAUAUAAUUAUACUUUCAAUAUAUUAUCAUUAUAUUAUAUAAUCGAUGGCUUCAAUUUUGUUAAUUUUUGGUUUAGUACUUUGCUACAGGACAUAAAAAUACAAAUUACACUAUUAAUCGUAUUAAUCGUUUAGAAUCGUUUUUUUUUCAUUUGGAAUGAUAUUUAUCGUUGUAUCUUGUAUACAGCGUUUAAAUUGAAUUAUCUUUUAUAUGUUAUUACUUUCCCAACUAAGUUCCCACCUACAAUAAGCAGGGAGCAGUGUCAAUUUAUUUUAUAACUAAAAAUAUUCUUAGAGUUCAUUUAGUGGUAUAAAAUAGUAAAAGAUACUAUUUUAUUUUUAGGGUUCUAUGCAAUGUUGUCCUUUUCAAUAGUAAUCAUUAAGAAAAAGAGUUAUUCAUUAAUUUAUCAAGCCUAACAAAUUGUUUUUCCUUCUUGAAAACUUACUAACAUUCCUUUCUUUAAAAUAAUCUGAGUGAGAUUUCCGGGAGAAUUGUUAUCAACCUCUAAAUUAAUCUCGGGUCUAAGAUAGGGAGAUAUCUUAUCCUCAACCCUGUUUAAUUUAGGACUAGAAAAAUUUAUAAGAGAACUAAAUCAUAAUCAAGAAAUGGAAGUGAUAAAUAAAGAAAUAUUAUUGGUCUUAUGCAUAUGAUAUUGCCAUUUUAGGAAAUUCCAGACAGAAUAUUUCUCAGAGAAUGUCUAAACUUUUAGCAGCUAAUAAAAGGAUGUGACUUUGUAUUAAUGAAGAAAAAACUAAAUUUACUUAUGCUUUCUAGAAGAGAGGUAGAUCAGCCUAAUUUAUAAUUAGAUAAUUUUAUCUUUAAGAAAGUGGAAAAUUUUAAGUACUUAGGUGUAUAUAUAAACUGUAAAAAUACCAUGCAUAAGAAAAUAGCUGAACGAAUAGCAAGUCGAAACAGAUGUUUUCACAGCAUUCAUAAGUUAUUCAAAUCUAAAUUGUUAUCGAAAAGGUCAAAAACACUGCUUUAUAUUAGAUUUUUGAGACCAAUAGUCACGUAUGCCUGUGAAACGUGGUAUACGACAAAAGAUGACAGUAACAACACUGACGAUAUUUAAGAAAAAUAUAAUACAAUCACGAUCUAUUAUCAUUUGAAAGACGGAAAAUGACAAUGUGUACCAAUUGUAUGAAAAAUCUACUAUAUUAACAUUUACAAGAGUUAAGAGAUUAGAGUUGUUUUGUCACAUUUGGAGAGCUGAGGAAGAUUUACUAAAAAAGUUCAAAACUGCAAAGAUACAAAGAAAACGGCUUCUAGGGAGACCGCGUGUAAGGAGGGAAGAUUUGCUCGAAGCAGUUCAGGUCCUUCAAGGACUGUUAAUCUGAAGUAAAAUAAUAUUAUUAAUAAUACAAGAGCUAAUACUGCUAAUGGUGCGCCACUGUUUUAGGUGGAAUUUUGUCUAAAAUAAAAUUUUGUAACAAAAUAUUGAUAGGAACAUACAUCAUAUUUUCCUUAGGAUUAUGAUGUAUGUUACUUAAUACAUACAUUCCACGUGGUCGUUUUUUAACACCUACGUUAUAUUAUUACAAAAUAAUAAUACAAAAUUAUAUAUUUUAUACAUUUAUGGUCUACACUGUACAUUAUAGAAUAUAAUUUUAAUAUUUAAACCACAGUUAUAUCUUUUAUCAAAAAUUAAACUAAAAAGUAUUAUAUUCAACAAAAUCAUUUUUGAUAAAUCGAAAUCAUUACAGUUCAAAAAUUAAUAAUUAUUUCGAACGGUAGAUAAACUAUUUUGACUCAACUUAAAAAAUGAUCCGCAAUAUACCCAGCGUAAUUUUGAAGAAUUCGUUAAGUGUACUCCACUUUUUUUAAGAACAGUUAGAGGUAGGGGAUCUGAGUUCCUUGGCAUCCCUUCCACUUUAACCCCAGAGUUAUUUUUUUACACGUUCGACAUUUAAUAAUAAUGUAUUAUAAAUUAAUUUUUUUAUAUUAUAUACCGCAAAACCAACAACGACGGUCAUUUAUUAUUGCACUGUAUUAGUCGCUUUGGAAUUUAGAAAAAAUCACACUUGUCAUUUGGAAUAAACGGAAAAAAAAUAUGAUAAUUUCAUUUUAAUAUCCGAUUGGGGUGUUAUUCACCGAUCCGUUUACACACUUAUAUAUAUACAUACAUAUUAUAAUAUUAUUAUAAUAAUGUAUACGUGCAAACGCGAUUAACGUACCGCAACACGUUAUUUAUGUCCGAUCAUUAAUAUUAAUAAAAUACGUAUAAUUUUUUUCGGGAGCGAAAAACAACAGCGACGACGACGACUGUUAACGAAUUGUAUAUUAUAUUAUAGCGAAAAAUCUGCAUCGUGAACCAAAACGGCGGAACCCUUAUAAUAUAUAAUACGACCGUAUAAAAGGGAUGGACCGUACAGUAUUCAUGAUAAUAAUAAUAAUAAUUAUAAUAACAAUUGAACAAUAUAUAUAGAAAUACUCUGUUUAUGAAUAUAUAUACAGAGUAUUUCUGAAAUGAAUGAGGACACUAGUAUAAGCGUACUUACUGGAGUAGAAUAUUAUGUUGAUUCUAAAAUGAAUACUUGAAUGAGAUUUUUUGCAAAAUUCUCAUGUGCAUCUAUUAGCGCUUAUUGCGCGUUUUUCAGGUCUGAGUGACCAAAUUCCAAAAAAUAUUGUCUGACACAUCGAUUUGUAUGAGAACUCUGUAAGAUAAACGCAAUGGUAAAAUGUAUUUGUAGUCAUAUUUAUCAUACCCGAUUAAUAAACACGGUUUUUACACUGACAACUUUUACAAAUAAUGAAAUAAAAACAAUAUUAUGACUUAUGAGUAAAUAAUAGAAUUUAUUGCUAUAAAUCAAAGUUAUGUAUUUUAGAUGUUUAAGAAAACGCAUAUUUGUAAUAUCAUAAGAUAAAAUCCGUCAAACACCAAAUUUUUCGGAAAGAAUUUAGAUUUCAUUACAUCGUCGUGUAGUAAAGUCCAUUGAAGCCAACGGGAUUGAAUCACUUUUUUAAAUCAAAAUUGAUUUCAAAUAAAGUUUUUUAUACAAAAACUAUGUUAAUUAAUCAUGUAUGAGAAAUUACUAUAAAUAAAUUUCACCACCGUGUACACGUAGAGUUUUUUACAAAUCAACGUGUCACACAAUAUUUUUUAAUCGGGUGACUCGAAUAUGAAAAACGCGCUACACGUGAAAAAACAACGCUACACCUUAAUUCAUGUAAUAUUCUGUAGAUUAAUUUAAAAAAUCCAAGUUUUGGAGAUAGGAAAAAAUUUAACAGAAAUAGAAGCUAGAAUUUUUUAAACACUUUUAAGAGGAUCAAAAUAUAGCUUAUUACAGACUUCAAUCAAGGAUGUAUAUAAUGUAAUAAAAUAUGUAAUACAACUGGAUACUAGAUAGGAGUUAUUCUAAUUUUGGGUAAUUGAUUAAAAGUUACAGUUAUAUAUAUCCUGAGUAAUUGGUUACAAGUUACAGUUACUCUAACUAAGUUACAUUAUAAGCUACAAGUUACAUAUAAUUUAUUCAAUUUUUAUAAAAAUAAUAAUAAUAUGGUUUUCAAUCAAUAAAAUAAGUUCAAAUUCUUUGUACAAUAGAUGAAUAGUGACAAGUCAAAGCUAAUAUAUUAAAACUUAUAAAUAUUAUAAUUAUUGAUAACAUAACUAGUAAGCGAUAAGUGAUUUGUCACAUAUUGUUCUGCUCUUAUCACAAAUUGAAAUAAUAUUGAUUAGUAUUAUACAAAAUAAUGAUAUAAGAUGAUUUUUCUAAUUUAAGUUGUGUGUAUCUAUUGUUAUAAGUUACAAAACAAAUUGUAACUCGUAACAUUUAAAAGUUACUUUAAAAUUAUGUAACUGAUUACACGUUACAAAAGUUACCGAGUUACGUAACUUUGGUACAUGUAACUGAUUACUGCCCGUUCAUCACUAUAAUGAAAGGUAAAGUCGAAGGACGUCGUAGACUUGGUCGAAGAAGGAUGUAAUGACUACAUGAUAUUUGAUAAUGUACAGAAUUUCUGUAACAGAAACGUCAACGGUAGUAUUCAGAAAAACGCAAGAUCUCUUGCUUUUCUUUGCACAAGUUGCCAAUAAAUCUAUUUUAGUGGCUAAUUUUAUUGGUUCCGUUAAUUUGGAAAUCUGUUAUAUAAAAUCCAGCUGGGUCCAACAAGGCCAUAAUUUUUCAAUUUUGGAUUCAAAAAUCUUCAAACGUUCAUCUAAAAAAAAAAAAGUAAAUGAAAAUUAACGAUUGUUAUUUUUUUUGUAUAAAAAUAUACAAUUUGAAUAAUCAAAAUAGACUUAUUAUGGCCUAAAAUUUAAGUAUCGGGUUAAGAGGGAGCAGUGUUCUGUGCCCAAAGAAAAAUGGGCUCCGAAAAAACUUUAAAUGUAACUGAAGCGGUCUUCUGAAUCAUUCGUUGCAUUCGUCGUUGUGUAUUCGGCCGAUCGGAUGUAAUAACAAUAAUUGAAUAACAGAAAAAAACAAAAACCCGUACAGACGUCAUCGUCGCGGUGUAUAACCCCUCUUACGAGGGGUAUAACCAACCUUAACCUAACCCUCCGAGAGACGGUCGGACGAGCACACGGUUACGACGGACAUACGGCCUCAUGGAUUGUACACCGUUUAGUGGACGGACGACACCGUUCUAAUCGCUCGCUGGGGUGCAAUCGCCACCGCCGGGGCGACAAUCACUCGGUGCGCCUCGCACACACUUAACUUGAUUAAGCAACGGAUUAUUUGUAAUCCCUCUGUGGAUAUCCGGCACGCGCACAAAACUUCCCGCGCACGACAUGUAGUAGGCGCGCUCACAAAAUGUUACGAUCGGUGGCGCACUGAUUGACCGUCUCGCUUUGUAUACGCACAAGGAGAUUGUAUAAUAUAUUAUAUUGUGUACGUUUACGGACGCCCAUUGGCAUUAUUUGAAUUCACCGCUCAGUUUCAAGAUCAUAACAGUAUUCUGAUAUACACUUAUUGUUUACCUAUACUCUGCACCUCAUAUUGCAUAUGAGAAAAAGUUAUAGGUAAGAAUUUUUAGAUAAAAUUGUUUACAAAUGUUUGUGAGAGGUGCUUAGUCACCUAAUAACUACGAAGCACCUCCAAAUACCGGAUUACACCUUUUCUGUCAUUGUUUUAUUUUUUAUAAUGUUAUUAAAAUAUAGGUAUAAGUACUUAAAAGGUAGAUAAUAAACUAAGUACUUUUAAAGUAGCUAAUAAUUUAAAUAUUUUACUAGUAUUAUUAUACACUAUACUGCAGUGAUUACACUUAUAUACGAAUAUUAUAUUCCGGUAUGAUAGAUAAUUUAAUUUAAUUUGAAGAUAAUUACUAUUAAACCUAGUUGAAAUUCCAAAAUAUAUACAAGGUCAAUAGUUAUGUAAUUAAAAUACGAGAUAUUUGAAGUAAAAAUUAUAAUAAUGAUAAUAAAGUUGCACAAGUGGUAGAUACAUAAUAAUAAAAUAAUCACUUAAUUAUUCACUUGAUAUUAAAUUUUAAUAUCUAUUUAACAAUAACUGUUAUUCACGAAAUAUUUACAAAUUCCAAACAAUUUCAAAAUUUCAUCUUAAUUAUCGGAUUCCAUAUAUUAUUUUAAUAAUAGUUUAUAUACAUAUGAAUAGCUAAAUAGUUUUAUAGUACUCGUUGUAUAAUUAAAGGAUCCACUGCAAUAACCGCACAUCAUGAAUUUUCACGAAUUUUCUAAGAGGAGUUUAAACUAUUCCGGAGUAAGGUUGUUUCGCGUAAUUUAAAAACCAAAACACUCCAAUUUUACGAAUAAUUCGGCUACUAAAUUCCGGAGUUGUUGUUGCACCCAGUGCCGGCGCGAGGGUUGUGCAGAAAGUGCAAUCGCACUGGGCCUCGCACUUUUGGAUUUGGCUCUGGGACCUCACGAUUUUAUGGGACAUCUAUAAAAACUUUAAAAUAUUAUAAUUUGCACUGAGCUUUGCAAAUCAUAUCGCGCCGACACUGGCUCUACUCACGUUCAAAUUAUAAUUAUAUAAUCAUUGUCAUUUAUACGUACUGUAACACCUUUGUAUCCGAAGCCAAUGUAGAUAUUCAUAUUUAAUUAAUAAUGUAUAUAUUUUUUAUUAUUCGUAGGUUUAAUGAUGCACCAAAACGUUUCUACGCCUUUAGAACCAUGCCGAGUGGCGCCGUACGUAAAUGUGCCAAGAUUACCGCAAUUGCAGUUCAAUUCUUCGGCCGCGGCUGCCGCUGCGUUUUCCGCAUUCGACCCGGCUAUUUUGAACGCCGCACAACAGGUAAUUGUUAGUGUUUUAUCGACUUUACAUAUACUAAUAUAUAAUAGGUAGCGUUUAAAUAAAUUUAAAAAAAAAAUACAAGUCUGUGUUAUAGUUUUGAUUUUAUAUAACGCAGCUCUUCCGGGAAAAAAUCUAAUAUAUAAUUUUAUUGACAAAUGGAUAUAAUUUAAAAACUACGAAAUUCAUCAAUUUAAUGUUAUAGAACAUCCUUUUACUAAUAUGACGUUUAUCAAUUUAUCGUCAUUUUAUAUUUUAUAUACACACCAUAAAGUUUGUAUAUAAACACUUUGAAUUUAAAAAAAAAAAUUGGUAUUUUUUCACAUAGUGGUGCAGAAAUUAUUUAAAAACAAUAAAUAGGCGUAAAAACAAUUUAGUGAAAUUUCGGGGGCCUGAUUCCCCCAUUUACUUUUUAUAUUUACACACUGUACGCAGUUCAUAGUGUUUUUUAAGAAAAUUGUCUGUGUCCAAAUGGACUCAAGUAUAGUUCUGCACAUUGUACAUCCAGUAGAAUAAGAUUUUACAUACAAUGUGUUCACUAGAAAAUAUAUGGUAAACGAUUUAAUUAGUAGAUUUUGUAAUAAAAUAUUUUAUUUUAUAUAGAAAAUAAGAAAAUAUUAAAAUAUUCUCACUGGGAGAGGAGUAUUUAGGGCACACAUCUGCCUGAAUCUAUAGGUGAAGCCGAAAAAGGUAUGGAGCCGAAAUUGUUUAUUUUACUGUAUGACGACUAUACGGUACUACGGUGUCCGUCAUCUAGGCUAAUCGUUUAAAUUCGGUAAAGGACUGAUUGCAUGGAUUAUAUAGGUUUCGUGAUGGCCUUAUGGUCUAUAUGUUAGACAAAAAGUUUUAAUAAUACCAAUCUGUCGUUUAGAAGGCUUCUACUAAAUGAAGAAGUAAUUGGGAUAAAGUUCGAAAGAGAAGGGAAACGUUUGGUCUACUUUUAGAGCAUUUUUUAAAGGAAGAAGCUUAUAGAAAGGAAAUAGAUAAUCACUCAAAAAAAGUCCUGCCUUAAAUUGAAAUUUUUGCCACUCCUCCUCCGACCACCUUUACAAUUCACUGAAGUUGUGUUGUGUGUGAGUUUAUAUAUAUAAUGAUAUAAAUUUGUUGAAUAGGUUUGUUAAAUCUUUUAGUAUACUUCAUAAUAAUUUAUUGAGUCAGAUCGAAUUAUAUAUUUUAUUACAGUUACACUACGCGGUAGCUAUGGGAAGAGGCGUCCUGUGUCCGGCACCGUAUCCUCCGGGUGGUCUGAGUCUGGCUGCACUCGCAGCGCUCCAUCAAGACAGGCUGUUAACCAAAAACUCCAGUAUAGCCGACUUGCGGUUAAAAGCUAAAAAACACGCGGAAGCCAUUAGUAGAGACCAAGAGAUUGUUUAACAAUAUUGUAUUAUUUUCGUUUUUAUAUAGUAAGUAUACAUAUAUUAUGUUUUUUGUUUUGUUUUUUUUUUUUUGUUAUCAAUAUUGUUAUCGACAUGCUCGUGACUCUAAAUUAUAAUAUUAUGCUGAUCUGAUGCACGCAUAAAUAAAAAAAAAUACCUCGUUUUUAAACGGCAGGUUGAACGCAUUAAAAUAAUCUCCAUUUUUGUCAAAUUGC
Messenger RNA from Cinara cedri, 22225 nucleotides. Lineage: Eukaryota; Metazoa; Arthropoda; Insecta; Hemiptera; Aphididae. The record is from the annotation of a GenBank genome assembly.